Molecule: messenger RNA, 393 nt
Organism: Oncorhynchus gorbuscha (pink salmon)
Lineage: Eukaryota; Metazoa; Chordata; Actinopteri; Salmoniformes; Salmonidae
Product: metalloreductase STEAP4-like
Exons: 3
Coding region: 1-393 (130 amino acids)
Biological process (GO): copper ion import
Cellular component (GO): endosome; plasma membrane
Molecular function (GO): ferric-chelate reductase (NADPH) activity; cupric reductase (NADH) activity
Source: RefSeq, a predicted model, not a curated record
AUGAGGAGAAAAGCCAAUAAGACCACUCCAUUUGACUUUGACAACACAGAGGCCUGGGGCACAGAUUCCUUCUAUGUCCUGGGGAUCCUGGGCUUCUGUCUCUACGUCCUGCUGGGGAUCACCUCCUUGCCCUCUGUAGGAGCAGCUCUCAGCUGGAGGGAGUUCAGCUUCGUACAGUCCAAGCUGGGCCACCUGACACUGCUGUUGUGUAGAGCCCAUGGCUUCCUGUAUGGCUGGAACAAGUUCCUGCAUUCCUCCACCUACAAGUGGUACACCCCACCAGGCUACAUGCUGUGUCUGGUGCUUCCCUCUGUGGUGCUGCUGCUCAAGCUGCUGCUCAUCACCCCCUGUGUGGACCACACCGGUAGGAGACGAAAAAUCAGCCACCUCUGA